AUGGUAGCGUUGCAUCCGGGGAUAGUCGACGAAACAGUAUGGUCGACGCAUGUGGGCGAUUUUGUAGUCAACCUACUAAUGGGGCUCCAGAGGUAUGUUUUUUGGCCCUAUAGGGCAGAAAAAUUCGGAGGAAUCCCGUUUAAAAAUGAGUUUUUACAGCUGCUAAUCGCGCUAUGCUACGAUACUGAUCAUGGAUGUUUAACGGUCGGUAUCGAACGAGGAUCGUCACUUGGUGAUAAAUGUAGACCACCAGACACCUUUAUCAAAAUUGUCGCUUUGGGAGAAUUCGGUAAUGAACUGUGGCGCCAGAAAACUGAACUAGUCAAAGGCACAUCGGAACCACAGUUUGAUCACUCGGCCAGCAUUCAGGUGUGGUUUUUUGCAAAGCUUCUAUGUGGAAUCUUUUAGCG
Molecule: messenger RNA, 410 nt
Organism: Cylicostephanus goldi
Lineage: Eukaryota; Metazoa; Nematoda; Chromadorea; Rhabditida; Strongylidae
Source: the annotation of a GenBank genome assembly